Podarcis muralis (Common wall lizard) is the source of this 1059-nucleotide messenger RNA. The record is from RefSeq and is a predicted model, not a curated record. NCBI's taxonomy places the organism in Eukaryota, Metazoa, Chordata, Lepidosauria, Squamata, Lacertidae.
GAUAUCCACCCACCGGGCUUCAAAAUUCCAGGAAAUUUUACAUCUCUAGCUGUGCCCAGAAGCAUUUAAAAAAACCAAGGAGCUCUUUCAAACGACCGCAUAUCUUGACACAUUCCUAAAACGGCUCUCCCACAUGCCUUGCCAAAAGCAUCUCUAAAUACAAGAAGCACCCAGUUUCCUUGACAGAGGCCCAGCUGAAAGUUGUCUCCCAAACCCUGGUGGGUUGGCAAAUCAUUUACUUGGCGAGAGAGCUGAGAAUGAUUUUUCCAACAUGUGACCCAGGGAGGGCGUCUUUUGCUUGCUGAAUUUGCCAAACCGGUUCGAACUCCACCUUCAGACCAGGAAAUGUUGAGCCUCCGGUUCCUUCGCCCCCAACUGCUGUGCAGAAUUCCCUCCUUACCUGUCCAGGUACUUUCUGACUCCUGACCGUUAUUCCUAUGAUGGGAAGUCUGAACAUGGACUCUUAGAAUACAGUGGUACCUCAGGGUUCCUCAGGAAAUGUCCCGGGAGCGAAGCAGCAAGUCGGCCCCACCGGGCCUGAUCCACCGGCUGGACCACCUGGUGAUGACAGUCCGGAGCAUUGAGGACACAGCCGCCUUCUACUCCCGUGUCCUCGGCAUGGAAGUCGUCUCCUUCAAGGGAAACCGCCAAGCUCUGCAUUUUGGCCAACAUAAGUUCAACCUCCAUGAGGUGGGGAAGGAAUUCGAACCCAAAGCCCACCAGCCGACUCCUGGCUCUUUGGACCUCUGCCUCGUCACAGAGAUGCCUCUGGAACAGCUGGUGGAACACCUGAAGGUAUGUGGGGUCAGCAUUGAAGAAGGCCCAGUGGUCAGAACUGGGGCGCUUGGCCCAAUAAAAUCUGUUUAUUUCCGAGACCCGGACCUUAAUCUGCUGGAAGUUUGCAACUACGGUGGGAGUGACUUGUGAAAUUUCCAAUUUCCAGAGAGAAAUAAUGGAAAGUGACACUAAAUGACUUUGUUGUUGUUUAGUCGUUUAGUCGUGUCCAACUCUUCAUGGCCCCGUGGACCAGAGCAUGCCAGGCACUCCUGUCUUCCACUG